UUCUGUUUUGUUUCAUCAGGACUAUUGUGUAUCACCUGGUGUGCUCUACUUAAUAUUUAUCGCUUUUUUUUGCAAACAAAACUUGUAUCAUCAAAUAGUUAGAAAGUUUGUAUUUAUCGCAUUGAUUUCUCGUUAAAAAAUAAUGUUAAAAUAACCAAUUCUGUUAUAUUACGCUGUUGUAUACGAUAUAUUACCGAAGUACGUGUUUGAUAAAAGUGCUUAAAAUAUGUUAUUGAUUUUUCAAUAGUUUGUGUAAACUUUACUGUGUCUUUAAAAUGCACAAUGUUAGCGCAGAAAAAAUAUACAAACAUCAUCACCGCAUGUAAGACGAACUUAUAGCGUUAAUUAAGUAAUUGCUCGAAAAAAAAAUGGGGUGCUUAAGUAGUAAAGACCGUCUGACCAAAGAGGAUAUGGAGUUUUUGAAAUCGCAUACACGCUACGAUGAAGCCACAAUUAAGGAAUGGUAUAAAGGAUUCAAGCAAGAUUGUCCCAACGGCCGUUUAACGCCGGCCAAAUUCGUGGACAUGUACAAAAUGUUCUUCCCAUCUGGAAAUGCCGAGGAGUUUUGUGAUCACGUUUUUCGCACCUUCGACAUGGACAAAAAUGGUUAUAUUGAUUUUAAGGAAUUUCUACUUGCUAUAGACGUAACAUCGAGUGGCACUCCCGAGGAGAAGCUCAAAUGGGCUUUCCGCAUGUACGACGUAGAUGGUAAUGGCGUAAUUGACAUACAAGAAAUGACGAAAAUUGUUCAGGCCAUAUACGAUAUGCUUGGCGCGUGUUCAUCGAAUCGACCAGCAGAUUCUGCUGAGGAGCGCGCAAAAAAUAUUUUCGCAAAAAUGGACGAAAACAAUGAUGGUCAAUUAACUCAAGAUGAAUUCUUGAAAGGGUGUCUGCAAGAUGAGGAACUUUCAAAAAUGUUGGCCCCAUAAACAUCGUUCAACACAAAUCCCCCGAAAAAAACCAAAGAACAAACCAAACAAAAUAAAAAAUAAAAAAAAUAAAAAUUAAAAGAACAACCAAAUGAAAUGACCCAUUGUGGUUUAUGUAAUUUAUUGAAUCAUUUAUAUCAUAAAAUUUAUAAAUUUACAUUUCCUAAAAUGAAUACUAAGGCAUCUACUAAAAAUUAACA
This is a messenger RNA of Bactrocera oleae (olive fruit fly), 1129 nucleotides long. RefSeq names its product neuronal calcium sensor 2. NCBI's taxonomy places the organism in Eukaryota, Metazoa, Arthropoda, Insecta, Diptera, Tephritidae. Gene Ontology annotation, molecular function: calcium ion binding. The record is from RefSeq and is a predicted model, not a curated record.